AUGGAUAUAGAAACAAGUUCUGAUCCAACAUUAUUAUUACCGGAUUAUUCAACAAUAUCGGAUAGCAACUUUACACAAAUGUUAUUAACGUUAAUGCCAAAUAUUAUGAAUCAAAAUGAAUUUAUGGAAUUAUUGAACCACAAAGAAAUAUUAAUAUUUAUUCGUGAACUUACAAAAUUGGUCAAUAGAUUCAAUUAUUCUCAAUUACAACAUGAACAAUGGUCUUACUAUUAUAAUCUUGGCAUGACCGAAGGUAUUUGGAAUGGCCGAGUAUCAAAAAAAAUGGCUGAUGCAAAUUCAAUGUGUUACACAUAUGGCCGAUCGAAAAAUUUAAUCAAACAACGUCUUGAUAAAUAUAAACUACAAUAUAAAAAAGCUCAAGAGGCUAUUAAUGAACAUAUGAAAAAAGCACCAAUCAGUAUUGAUAUGCAAAAUCUUACAACUAUGAUAAAUAAUUUAAUCAAUAAAGAUCAAAAUCAAUUACGUCUUGAACUUGAAAGACGAAAAACAAUGCUUCGACUAGAUGCUGAAGAACAUCGACCCGUUGAAAAGUUUUAUGUACUAAAGCCAAGACAAACGGAAAUAAAUUCGGCAAAGAUUAUAUGGAAGGCUAUAAAUGAACGAGAAAACAUAAUCCAUGAAAUUGCUAUAUUUAAGAAAUGGCUUGCAGUUCAUGCACAAGAAUCAACAUACAGUCUUCAUACCGAACAUAUUGCUGAACAAACAAUUACGAAAGCCGAAGAAAUCGUACAACACUAUACCAAAAUAGCCACCAUUGAAAAAAAUAAACUACAAUCAACUAAAUCACAUCAUAAAAAUGCUGAUUUACUCGAACCAAUCAUCCAUGCCAUAUUUCAACGUGUAAAUAAUAUGCAACAACGUCGUGAAAAUGAAUUACAAGCAAUACUUACAAAUAUAUUCAAGCUAACACCUGUUCAACACAUAAAUUACCAAAUCAAACGCCAACAUGACUAA
This is a messenger RNA of Rotaria sordida, 975 nucleotides long. Lineage: Eukaryota; Metazoa; Rotifera; Eurotatoria; Philodinida; Philodinidae. The record is from the annotation of a GenBank genome assembly.